Pieris napi is the source of this 2399-nucleotide messenger RNA. RefSeq names its product pH-sensitive chloride channel 2-like. Gene Ontology annotation, biological process: chemical synaptic transmission; nervous system process; chloride transmembrane transport. Gene Ontology annotation, molecular function: extracellular ligand-gated monoatomic ion channel activity; transmembrane signaling receptor activity; neurotransmitter receptor activity. The coding region runs from base 678 to 2174 and encodes 498 amino acids. The record is from RefSeq and is a predicted model, not a curated record. The transcript is spliced from 8 exons. NCBI's taxonomy places the organism in Eukaryota, Metazoa, Arthropoda, Insecta, Lepidoptera, Pieridae. Gene Ontology annotation, cellular component: synapse; neuron projection; membrane.
UUGUUACCUUGUUAUUAAUUUUUAAAUACAAUCUCCCAUAAUAAAGAAAGAAAGACUUCUUUAAAAAAAAAAGUUACUAAAGCAAGCGGGUCAGAGUCGCUGCGUCGAAGUGAAACUUCGCACGAGAUGAGUCAGCCGUCCCGCCCCGUCUGCUGUUGGACCUAUGGCCCUAUAAGCACUUUAAUGUUUUUAUGAGUUACCAAAAUCAUGGAUGCAUUUUUGCCAGCAAAAAGAGAAUUGUUUUGAGGUAAGAUAGAAGAAGAGAGAACAUAGCGAGCGAGAUCAUCAAAACAAUAAUUAUUCUUAUAUAAAUUUCUCUGUUGAUAUUAUAUAAUAUAUUUGGCUGAUUUGAGACUGAAAAAAUUUGAAUUUAAAACAUCCUUACAUUUUUUAUACGUAUAAAUGAAACCGAAUAAUAAUAAACAAUACCUCGGAGUAGAAAUAGGAGUUUACCUUUUAGAAAACCUUGUUCUUCACGAUUUUUCAAGCUUUAGCUUAUGAGAGGGAAAAGUAAAAGGCUAUCGACUGGUUUUUCCUUGAUUCCAUUCAUAAAACAAUACGCAUCGUAAACAGUCGCAGCCUUCUUAUUAUCAACAGCCUCCAUCCUCUAGUUGUGGUUAAUCGAUCAAGCGGAGCGCACUAUCGUCGCGUGCGCAUUACGACGUAAUGAAACAAUCAUGAUUGGAAAUAUAUUUUUGUGUUUUUUAUUAGUGCUUUACAAUAGUGCAUUAGGACAAAAGCUGAAAGAUCCGCUUCCAGAAUGUCCAUCAUUAGAAAAAGGGGAUACAUACACGCAAUCAGAGUUUCUUUCGCGUCUGGCACACGAGUGCCGGUACGAUAGGCUUCUCCUACCUACAUACCAGACUGGAGAAGUUGUGUUUGUCCACGCCAGCGCCUACGUCUAUUUCAUACAACCGGCUGAAGCACACGAUUUGAAUUUCAAAUUGCACUUCCUUCUGCAACUUCGUUGGACUGAUCGACGGUUGGCGUACUCUCUCUAUUCUCCAGAACGAACGAAAAUAAUCGGAGAAAGUGAUCUGAGAUCCCGUGUUUGGAUUCCGCACUUGUACAUGUCUAACGAACAAUCGUCCAGUUUGAUGGGAACUGAUACUAAAGACGUGCUCAUCUCAAUAGCACCAGAUGGGGAAGUGCUCUUCAGUCGUCGAAUGCAAGCUGUGCUAUAUUGUUGGAUGAAUUUGCAAAAAUUCCCAUUCGAUGUUCAAAAAUGUUCGAUGAAUUUGGAAAGCUGGAAAUACAACGCGUCAAUUUUACGGUUGAUGUGGGAGAAAGAUAAUUCCGUUCGACUAUCUUCAGAGCUGCAUUUAACAGAAUACUCUCUGCUCGACUAUUGGACAAAUGAGUCGGUUGUUCGAGGAGAUAUCGUCAACAUGAGACUGGGUGGAGGUAGAUCGGGCAAUUACAGCGCUUUGAAGUUUACAUUUAAAUUGGGCCGAGAAGUGGGUUACUAUUUGAUGGAUUACUUUAUCCCUUCAAUGAUGAUUGUCGCCAUGUCAUGGGUCACUUUCUGGUUGCAAGCUGAUGCUUCAGCACCUAGGAUAACAUUGGGCACAAGUACCAUGUUGUCGUUUAUCACUCUCGCAUCGUCACAAGCAAAAACUCUUCCAAAAGUCUCCUACAUCAAAGCAAGUGAAAUCUGGUUCUUAGGCUGUAUUGGCUUCAUUUUCUCGGCCCUUGUGGAAUUCGCUUUUGUCAACACUAUCUGGCGCAGAAAAAAAGUGGUGAAUUUGAAGAAAGUGAACAGUAAAUAUAUACUGAAAAGUACAUUGACCCCUCGCCUGGCGCGUAAAGAGCUUCAGAAAGAGCUACAGUGUUCCCCUCAGCUCAGCAAGUCCCGAUCCUGUUCUUCUCUUAACCAGGAGACCAGUUCCGACCCCGCAGGACCAGGAUAUAACAAUUAUCUUACUGUUCAUAGCUUCCCAUCUGCUCUGAACUUACCAACGAUAACAACGCAAAGCUACGACGAGCUCGUCCAAAGGUCUGGCGGACGUCAUAACUCCAGUGAGGGAUCAGAUGAACCCCCAAAACAUCACACAUGGACUCAAAUGACUCCACAAGAAAUCGCAACUUGGAUCGAUAAACGCUCGAGAGUGUUAUUCCCUUUACUCUUCAUAUUCUUUAAUAUUAUCUACUGGACAUUUGUGUACUGUUUGUGAAAAUACAAAACCGUAUAUGUCUUUUGUUUUGGUAUUGGAUUGACUUGUAAAGUUCUAGAAAUUAAUCAGUUGGUUACUCUGAUAAUUCAGACAAUAUUUUUGUAAAAUGCCGUUUGAAAUGGAAAGGUUCUUUUGUUUGACCCUAAUCAUGAUCUGGAAGUUUUGUACACCUUUUUAUAAACUAAGAAUAUAAAUAUCAUAAUAAAAGUCAGCAGUCGAAAAUUU